This is a messenger RNA of Eriocheir sinensis (Chinese mitten crab), 370 nucleotides long. RefSeq names its product coiled-coil domain-containing protein AGAP005037-like. NCBI's taxonomy places the organism in Eukaryota, Metazoa, Arthropoda, Malacostraca, Decapoda, Varunidae. The transcript has 3 exons. Gene Ontology annotation, cellular component: cytoplasm. The record is from RefSeq and is a predicted model, not a curated record. The annotation marks the transcript as partial.
AGGGCUGGUUUUCCUACAGUUUCGAGGGGAGACUAAACGCGCGCUGCUCCCCAACGAGAUCACGACCCUGGACACUGUGAAGGCCCUGUUCGUCCGCUCCUUCCCUAACCAGCUGACCAUGCAAUACCUCGACCUGCCCUCCGUCAAGCUAUAUAUUCACGACUCCUCCAAAGACAUGUUCUACGACCUCGAGGACCUGGGCAGAGGCUUUGAGAGGGACAUCAGGGAUCGGUCAGUCCUUCGGGUGUUCGAGGGGGAAGGCGUCAACGGGCAGGGCGGCGCAUGGGACAGCGGAGGUGACCAGUCUUACUUCAGCGAGCCGGAGUAUGAUUCCGACUUCCAGCAGCAACACGUUCACAACAAGACCAAG